Molecule: messenger RNA, 1760 nt
Organism: Diorhabda sublineata
Lineage: Eukaryota; Metazoa; Arthropoda; Insecta; Coleoptera; Chrysomelidae
Product: guanine deaminase
Exons: 8
Coding region: 206-1513 (435 amino acids)
Biological process (GO): guanine catabolic process
Cellular component (GO): cytosol
Molecular function (GO): zinc ion binding; guanine deaminase activity
Source: RefSeq, a predicted model, not a curated record
ACUGUUAAGAAUACAACAGACUGAAACAGUCACAGAAAUUUCCGUAUCACGUAACAUAAGCUAGAAGCAGUAAAAAAUUAUUACUUAACCAUACAAAACCAAUGUUAAUGCAAUAGUUCAAAUUUAGUGAGUGGUGUAAAAUCGAGCUAGAAACACUCCAAACUGAUCCAUAAACUAAGGACCCAAUUGAAUAAGUGAAAAAAUAAUGACGGUUGAAGAUGUACAAAUUUUUAUUGGAAACAUCAUUCACUGUAAAAGUCGUUUAAAUCUAGAAGUAAUAAAACCAGGCUUCGUUAUUGUUAUUGGUUCGAAGAUUGCAGCAGUAGGUGAAGAAACUGAAUUGCCCCAUAAACUAAUACAACUUCAAUUAAAAUCUUGCGUAGCUACACGAGUCCUCAAAAAAUCUCAAAUUCUUAUUCCUGGUUUAAUUGAUACUCAUUUACAUGCCCCGCAAUAUCCAAAUUGUGGCUUGGGAUAUGAUAAACCUCUUCUGGAAUGGUUAAAUACUUAUAUAUAUGAAUUGGAAAAACAAUACGUAGAUCUGGAUUUUUCUAGGCGAGUAUACAAGGCAGUAGUGCGCAAAACCCUUUCUAAUGGUACUACUACAGCAUGUUAUUACGGUUGUUUGUUUAACGAGAGUACCAAUAUUUUAGUAGAUACAGUAGUGGAAUAUGGUCAAAGAGCAUUAAUAGGCAAAAUUAAUAUGACUCGUUUAGCACCAGAAGAAUACUUAGAAACACCUGAAGAUUCAGUAGCUAAUACUAAAAAGUUUGUUAAAUACGUUUUCGAAAAAGAGUCUGACCUAGUUCUACCAAUUAUCACUCCAAGGUUUGCUUUAAGCGUUACUAUGGAAUUAAUGAAGGAACUUGGACAAAUAGCCAAACUGGGAGAUUUACACAUUCAAACGCAUAUUUCCGAAAAUGCUGAAGAAGUUAAAUUAGUAGAAUCCACUUAUGGAAUGCCGUAUGCUCAAGUUUAUGAUAAAGCAAAUUUAUUAACGAGAAAAACCAUUCUUGGCCAUGGAAUUUAUUUAUCCGACGAAGAAAUUAAGUUACUAGUAGAAAGAGGCACUGCUGUUUCUCACUGUCCAGAUUCUAACCUCUGCUUGAAAUCCGGCUUGUGUAACGUGAGGAAAUUAUUAGAGAAUGGAGUCAAAGUUGGAUUAGGAACAGAUAUCUCAGGUGGAGCUUCGCCUUCGAUAAUUAAAGCAAUGAAAACAUGUUUGGAUGUAUCAAUAGCGAAAUCAUUCCACGUUACUGAAGUGAAACCAUUAAAUUAUGAAGAGGUUUUCUACUUAGCAACACUAGGAGGAAGUGAAGCAUUAGCUAUGGAAAAUAAAAUUGGCAACUUUGAUGUACACAAAGAAUUUGAUGCUUUGAUAAUUGAUAUGGGAAUCAAUAUUGAAGAUUAUUUCAUAGGAUGUGAUCCCAGAGAAAUUUUGCAGAAAUUCAUUUAUACUGGAGAUGACAGAAACGUCGCAAGUGUAUACGUCGCAGGUGUGGAGGUGAAAUAAUAGAAAUAAAUAAUACCAGACAGCUUUCGAAGUUUCAAUAACUUCUAAUCAAAAUAAACUAGCAACUUGCGGUUCACAGGAGCUAUGAUUGUUGAUCUAUUAGAGUGAAUUAACAAUUACAUUUAGCUUUGGCUUUUACCAGUGAGAAAGUACAAUUCCAGUAUGGAUUAUGAAGCACAAUUCGAUCAUAUUCCAUAAUAAAUUAUUCUUUCAAUAUGUAAUAUAAAAAUGUUACAAUUUCUUCGAA